Molecule: messenger RNA, 1664 nt
Organism: Gilbertella persicaria
Lineage: Eukaryota; Fungi; Mucoromycota; Mucoromycetes; Mucorales; Choanephoraceae
Exons: 6
Coding region: 8-1633 (541 amino acids)
Biological process (GO): secondary metabolic process
Molecular function (GO): CoA-ligase activity
Source: RefSeq, a predicted model, not a curated record
CUUAGUCAUGUUUAAAGAGAACACAUACGAAUAUACCAAUUUAGUGGAUGCUGUCUUGAGCAAUCCUCGUCAUAUACCUGAACAUAAACCCAUGUAUAUUGAUUCAGCAACAGACGAGACAAUCACGUUUGGUGAAUUCAAAAUCCUCAUCAGACAAAUAACAGCAGGUCUGAUCAAAUUUGGUUUAAAAAAAGGGGAUUGUGUCUCUGUAUUUAGUCCCAACCAUAUUCAUGUACCUGCCUUUAUGUUAAGUACACAUGCAGCGGGUGCCCAUGUGAGUCCCUCCAAUCCUAUUCUUAGUGUUCAAGACUAUGAAAAGCAAUUAAGACUGUCAAAGGCAAAGUUUAUUUUGGCUCAUCCAAUCAGUUUGAAGGUAGCACUUUUGGCUGCUACAGCAGUGGGUAUUCCUCAUGCUCAUGUGUGGUCCAUUCUUCCUGAUGAUCAACAUCGAGCCGCUUAUUGGAAAGAUAAGUUGUGUACUCAAGAAAAAGAAGAAGCAGAUCCUAUACCACUGACAGCUCAAGAGAGCAGGGAUACCUUGACUUAUAUUUGUUUCUCAAGUGGUACAACAGGUCCUCCUAAAGGAGUUCAAAUUAGCCAUCAAAACUUUAUUGCUAAUACCAUUGAACUUGACAACACAUUGAAAAAGAGUUCCACCUAUAAUAACACAGGUGCUUUACUUGCCAUUGUGCCUUUCUUUCAUAUCAUGGGUAUCUUUCGGUUUAUUCAUAUGGCCAUUUAUGAUGGACGAACUACUAUUGUCGUAGCCAAAUAUGAUGUAGAGCAUAUGUGUCACAUGAUUGACAAGCAUCAAGUAUCUUCGCUUUACGUUGUUCCUCCUAUGUUAUUGCAUAUGUUGAAUAACCCUAGUAUUGCUGACAAGUACAAGUAUUCAAGUGUAGAAGCAGUGCAUGUGGGUGCUGCACCUGUAUCUCUUUCAUUGGCUCAGAACUUUCAAAAGAAAUUCAAUAUACCUGUCUUGGGUGGCUAUGGUAUGACUGAAACGGCUUCUAUUUUAGCUAUUCAAACCAUUGAAAACUAUGCACCUGGGUCUGUAGGACAUAUGAUUGGUGGUAUUGAUACUAAAGUAAUAGAUGAAGAUGGACAAGCUUUGCCUAUAGGUUCUACGGGCGAGAUUUGUAUCAAGGGGCCCAUUGUCAUGCUCGGUUAUAUUGAUAACCCAGAAGCCACUGCUGAAUCAAUCGACAGCGAAGGCUAUCUUCACACAGGUGAUAUUGGCUAUGUAGAUAAAUUAGGCAACUGGUACAUUGUAGAUCGUUCCAAGGAAUUAAUCAAAUAUAAUGCGUUUCAAAUUGCCCCUGCUGAACUAGAAGAUGUCUUGCUUAAAUGUCCUUUGGUAGCUGAUGCUGCUGUCAUUGGUAUUUACGAUGAAAAGAACAUGACAGAAGUUCCUUUGGCAUACAUCACCUUAAAUGAAGCCUAUAAGACACAAGAUAAAGCAACGAUCAAGCAAGCCAUUCAUGCCUUUGUGAAUGAGCGUGUUGUUUAUUAUAAGAAGUUAAGAGGUGGCAUUGAAUUUAUUGAUCUUGUUCCCAAAAAUGUGUCUGGCAAGAUCUUGAGAAAAGAUCUUCGUGAAAUGUACAAGAACAGCAAGCAAAAAGCCAAAUUGUAAGCUGUACUUUAAACCCUCUCCUCUUUUUUUU